Messenger RNA from Rosa chinensis, 7598 nucleotides. RefSeq names its product pentatricopeptide repeat-containing protein At1g09900. Lineage: Eukaryota; Viridiplantae; Streptophyta; Magnoliopsida; Rosales; Rosaceae. The transcript is spliced from 16 exons. Gene Ontology annotation, molecular function: protein binding. The record is from RefSeq and is a predicted model, not a curated record. The coding region runs from base 606 to 3197 and encodes 863 amino acids.
CGACUAAAACCCCAAAAGUUAGCUCUCUCUCUCUCUCUCUCACAUCCCAUCUCAAACUCAGCUCUCAAACCCAGAAAUCCGGAUCAGUUCUUCAUCCCGAGUUAAACCCUCAAAUCCUAGCCCAUCUCAGUAUCCCUCACCUAUCUUAAUUCUAUCUUCUUCCUCACCUAUCUCAAUUCUCUCUUCUUCUCCUCUCCAAAACACACACUCUCUCUGUCUCUGUGACUCUUCCGUCUCCUCUCCAAAACACUCUUUCUCUCUCUCUCUGUGACUCUUCCGCUCUCAGAUCGACAUGGCUAUGUCAUUUCCAUCUCUCUCUGCCACUGAUUCACUAGCUUCAUCCGCGUCUUAGUCCAGGACACCUCUAUCACAGGCCCCUACUGAGACACAAGGUUCCUCGAAGAGAUAUAAACAACGCAGCCGCCGACACCGUCGAUUGACUCGAUUCUCAGCCUCUUAAAGACGUGAACAAACGGAACCGGAAAAUGGCAACAACCGAACCGAUUGAACUCGGUUCGGUUCUACAACGGUUCUAGGAAUCCUGUGCUUGGUUUCGGCCAUUUACAGAAUUGAAAAGGUGCUUCUCCGGUGGCGUUGAGCUUCAAAUGUCCGGUGAGGCGCGUCGCCUUCACCCUUCUCUCAAGGUACACUAUUAUCACACUCUCAACUCCUCCCGUCCCACCUCUGAUUUUCACAGCACCUUUGAAUAUCUCACUCAGUUCUUGCCAUUCUCUUCUAUCAAACCCAAUUCCCAAUGCUCUAUAAACUCCAAUGAGCGGCGUAAAGUCACUGUUGGGUUAUCCAGGAUCAUAAAGAACCAACAGGGCUAUGUACUGAAGGGCUUUUCCAGAACCUUCUGCCCAUUUUUUCUUGUAAAGAUUAUGAAACUGUUUUGUUGUAGAGAAACUGCAUUUGAGUUCUUUAAACUAGCCUUUAGGGAUGAUAAUCAGCGGACUGUGGAGUCAUGUUGUGUGGCUGCACAUGUUUUGGCGGCCGAAAAUCUACGAUUUCUGGCUCAAGAUGUGGUUUCAUGUGUGAUUGGGAGGAUUGGGCCGAGUAGGAGUAGGGAUUUGGUGGGGUUUAUGUGGGGAGGGCAUUGUGAAUACGAGUCGGAUUUUUCGGUUCUUGAUACACUAAUGAGGGGGUUCUUGAAUGCAGAAAUGGGCGCCGAGGCUUUGGAGGUUUUGAGGAGGAUGAGGGAGGUGGGAGUGAGGCCGAGUUUGUCUGCGGUUGCGAUUCUGUUCAGGUUGUUGAUAAGGGUUGGCGAUUAUGGUAGUGUGUGGAAGGUGUUUAGGGAUAUGAUUAGAGAAGGGCCUUAUCCAUGUAAUUAUGUUUUUAGUGCAAUGAUUCUUGGAUUUUGUCGAAAAGGGUUGGUUAGAGUUGGGGAGAGUUUGUUACAGGUGAUGUGGAAAUUCCAAUGUGAACCAGAUGUUUUUGCUUAUAACAUUGUGAUCUAUGCAAAUUGUGCGAGAGGGCAGACAGCUGAUGCGCUUGAAUGGGUGGAGUUGAUGAUUGCGAGGGGAUGUAAACCUAGCAUUGUUACAUUUAAUACAGUCAUAAGUGCAUUGUGUAAGGAAGGAAAUGUGGUGGAGGCAAGGAAGCUUUUUGAUGACGUCCCAGACAUGGGUGUUUAUCCGAAUACCAUAAUGUACAAUACCAUGAUGGAUGGGUAUGUUAAGUCAAGGGAGAUUGAUCAGGCUAACAUGCUUUUUGAAGAAAUGAGGAAGAAGAGCAUUUCUCCAGAUGGCAUAACUUUCAAUAUCUUGAUUGGAGGGCAUUACAAGUAUGGAAGCGAAGAUGAUGGAGACAGGUUGUUGCGGGAUUUAUCUGUGUCAGGAUUACUUCCAGAUUCUUCAUUGUAUGAUAUCUAUGUUUCUGUGUUGUGUUGGGCAGAUCGGUUGGACGAUGCCAUGGCAGUUUUAGAGGAUAUGCUUGAAAGAGGAUUCUCUCUAAGUGUGGUCGCUUUCAACUCUGUUAUUGCUGCUUGUAGCAGAGUAGGGUUGGAAGAAAAAGCAUAUAAGGCCUUUAACUUCAUGAUUUCAUUUGGUAUAACUCCUUCAUCUUCUACGUGUAGUUCUUUGCUUAUGGGUUUAUCUAAGAAGGGUUACUUGCAAGAAGCCGGAGAGCUUUUGUGUAAAAUGAUGGAGAAGGGGUUUCCUAUCAGAAAAGCUGCUUUUACGGUGCUUUUGGAUGGGUACUUUAGGAUGGGUGAUUUAGAUGGGGCACAAAGUUUGUGGAAUGAGAUGGAAGGAAGAGGCAUAUCUCCUGAUGUUGUGGCCUUUUCAGCAUUUAUCAAUGGACUAUCUAAAGCCGGUUUAAUGGAAGAAGCAUAUGAUAUGUUUCAAGAAAUGUUAAGGAAAGGGUUUGUGCCCAAUAAUUUUGUCUAUAAUUCAUUGAUUGGUGGGUUUUGCUACUGUGGUAAGUUGAGUGAUGCACUGAGGUUGGAGAGAGAGAUGAGGCAAAGGGGUCUUAUUCCGGAUAUUUUUACCACCAAUAUGAUCAUUCAUGGGUUCUGUAGACAGGGGAGGAUGAAGUCAGCAAUUAAUACAUUUAUGAACAUGUUCCAAACUGGGUUAACCCCAGAUAUCGUCACUUACAAUACAUUAAUUGGUGGUUAUUGUAAAGCAUUUGACAUGGUUAGGGCAGAUGAAUUUCUGUAUAAAAUGUACGCUAGUGGAUGGGAACCAGAUAUCACAACCUAUAAUAUACUGAUGCAUGGUUUUUGUAGUAGCCGAAAGAUAAAUCGGGCUGUGAAGAUUCUGGAUGAGCUUGUAUUGAGAGGUGUUGUUCCAGACACAGUAACAUACAACACUAUGAUGAAUGGUGUUUGUGUUGACAUACUGGAUCGUGCUAUGAUUUUAACCGCUAAAUUGCUUAAGUUGGCGUUUCUUCCAAAUGUUGUUACAGCCAAUGUAUUGUUGUCUCAGUUCCGCAGGCAGGGGAUGCCUGAGAAGGCCCUAAUGUGGGGUCAGAAGUUAAGUCAGUUUUCCUUUUGUUUUGAUGAAAUUACCUACAAAAUAUUGGACAGAGCCUAUCAUAAUAUGCAAGAAGAUCCUGCAAUUUCAAGUGCAACACCUGAGAAAAGCCUCUUCUUGGAUUUCCUCAUGUACAUUACGUAUGAUUAUUUAUGUAAAAAUAAACCUUGCAGAGAUGUAAGACAAAACCCUCUUAAAGUAAUUGGUCUUAGUGGCCCCUGAAAGUUGAUUUAGUUCAUCAGCUUUCUGUACAAUUACUAUCAUCGAAGAGUCUCUAUGCUACAUUAUUGAGGUCCCUUCCUGUCUCACAUUUUUCCUGCAUCCUGUGGCUAAAAAGUUAAAGGUGCACAAAUCAGGAAGAAGCAAAAAGCCAUUCGGCUAAUGUGGUUUUAACAGAAACUGACAAAGAAGUGUGAGAAUGAACAGCACAAGAAAUGCAAGCACAGUCCGGAUAAAGGAGGUGGAAAGGAGGUUGGGCUAGUAGCAAAGAAGUAAAGCUCUGCCAGUGUUGAAGUGUUGGCUGAAAUUCCAGAAGGUCAGGUGAUGAAUGUUUGUUGUUGUCCAAGCCAACUGAAAAGGUGCCACAGUCCAAGGGAGUUUGCUAUAAAGAUUUGAGAUUAAGCUCCAAUGAACAAUGUCAAUGUCCAGUGGGUCUCUUCAUCCCUUUGGGGGCUGCAUUGUCUCCUUUGAAUACUCUGGAGCUUCGUGUCAAUGAAUGUCUAAUCCUACUCUUCGAUGUUCCAAAAUCCCUUGACGAUAUGCAAGGCACUCUGCAUGGUUUAGAUCAGCUAACUCUUAUAUCGAGUAAAAGCUUUCUAUUUCUGGUAGUGUGCAGAAUGUUUUGGCUGACCCAAGAUGAAAAACGCCAUGAGUGAAUAGAUGGAGGCAUUUAUUAGGUUCUUAAACCCUAAUCUCUCUCUCUCUAUGUGUGUGUGUGUGUAGCACAUUCUGCAAUGAAUAUAAAGUUAAUAAUCUGUAGCAGUGAAAUUUUUGACAACUAUUCGUAUUGAUUUAGCAGUGCAUGUACAUUCAUUUGAGACUGUAUAUGAGAUGUUUUAAGCAUCAGUUUAUUCCACCUUUGUGCAGUUCUGUACUCUAACUGGUUCUGUAUACAAGUCUGUAUUGAUGAGAAUAGGAGGCUUCUAGGUACUUCAGGCAGUUCUAUACAGAUUUGAAAAGACGGUGAUUGUGUGGAGCACUCUUCCACUGAUGUCUGGCAUGUGAUAAGUGCAUCUGUGAAAGCAGCAUGCUCCCCUGCAAAAGAUUCUGGGGAAGAAGUGAAAGAUAUGCGAUUUGCAUCUACUUGUUCCCUUGUUCAGCAGUUGCAAUGGAUGCCGAUGGCUCUCCUGUUUUUUUUUUUUUUUUGGAGUGGUGAUUAAAGAAAAAACAUUAUAGUAUGGAUGGAAUAUUGGGCUGUAGAGCAAGCUGAAAUAUCAAAUCGACGAACUCUACCAUACUGCAGUACUGUGGGUGGAGCCCUUUCUCCUGAGAUGCAGCCUCCAAAGAUUUGAGAAAAGCGGCUGAUUAUUGCAACAGCAAUGGAGUUGUUUAGUGUUUGUGCUUCCAUUGUUCAGAUUGAGAGGAAAGCAAUAAUUUGGAAAAACUGGCACUUGCUGUUCUCUCACAAUUGCCAAAUGCAGUAGUGCAUGUCCAUGACCUCUCUGGAGAAUGCGGGACAUCUCCUUCUGAUCAAGCGUAUUAAGGGUUUUAUAUACUAUUGGAGUUAAUAGAGGAUCUGAAACAUAAAUUCACAUGGCAUAUUGAAUUGGAGUAGGCUGCAAUGAACCAACGCAUUUGUAGACCAAGAGAUGGUGUCAGAGUUUUCCAUUAGGUUGACUGCGUCAACUCGCAUACGACAGGUAAGAUGAAACUGUAAAGUAUGAAGUAACCACAGGGGCUUUUACGGGAGAAGGAGAGAGGCGGGUGCACCGAGAAGGAGAUAAGGUUGGAAGACUAAAUAGUGGGCUCCAUCGUCCUCCAUGUGUACAAAACAUCAAAAUUCCCGGUGAAGAAAACACCAAACUGCAAACGAUUUAUCAUUGUGGAAUGGGCGUUCUUACGUGAAGGAGUAGUAAUUGCGAUUUGGAAAAGAAGGCACAGUAAUAUCGAUUCCGAGUAUCCGAUACAGCGAAAUAGGACGGAGUAAGGCAAAUACUCUCAAGUAUUCGCUGCCGGAAGGAAUACAAUCUGGUUUCAUCGACAGUUUCAGAGUGCUUGUAGUAUGAGGCUGGCAGGGAUGGAGGACACGGCGGAGCUGCUGGAGAAGAAGCUAGCGUCGGAAAUUUCGAAGAUGAGCUUAGAGGAGGCACUCACUCUCGCUCCUGUUUUCAGCCAUUACCUCAAUUUGAUGGGCAUUGCUGAAGUUCAUCACAGGGUUUGUAGACAAAAGAAUGUAAAUCUUGUGAUGAUAUUUUUAAUCAGCUUCUGCAGCGUGGUGUUUCCCCAGACCAGCUUUACGAUACUGUUUGCAAGCAGGAGGUCGAGAUUGUUCUUACUGCACAUCCUACACAAAUUAAUCGCGGAACUUUACGAUACAAAUAUAUCAGACUUUCUCAUCUUUUAAAUUUAAGAGACCGACCUGAUCUUACUAGUGAAGACAGAGAUAUGGUGAUUGAAGAUCUGGUGUAAGAGAUAACUUCUGUAUGGCAAACAGAUGAGCUUAGGCACCAUAAACCCACACCAGUUGAUGAAGCUGGGGUUUGAACAUUGUGGAGCAGUCCCUUUGGAAAGCUGUACCUCAUUAUUUAUGUCAUCUCAGCAAUGCUUUAAAGAAGCACACUGGGAAACUGGAAAACCACUUCCAUUGAAAUGCACACCAAUCAGGUUUGGCUCUUGGAUGGGGGGUGGUCGAGAUGGAAAUUCCAAUGUGACAGCAAAGGUCACAAAAGAUGUCUCGCUUUUAUCUAGGUGGAUGACUAUUGAUCUCUAUAUUAGAGAAGUGGAUAGCCUGAAAUUUGAACUAUCCAUGAAUUGGUGCAGUAAUAGCUUGUCAAAACUGGCACAAGAGAUUCUAGAGCACAGUAUGACAUAUUGCAGUUAUUUUCAGUGGUCAUUAAUAUUGGCUGCUUGGUAUCAUGUGGAGACUACCAAAGCAUAGCUUCCAUUGUUUUUCUUUGACAAUUUCCUUAACAGGUUACUCCUAUGUUUCUGAUUUUUUUUAUUUUUAUUGCUUGAUCUUUUGUUUGAGGGCUGGGAUUUUGUUGUUCUGAGACUCGGAUCUUAUUAAUAUAACAAUUUAAAUCUCUAGAUCACUUCUGUGUAUGCAGAAUAAAAAACGUUGAAAGACAGAUGAACACUCUUACUUUAUGUUCUGCCAGGCAGGAUAGAGCAGAUGGUUAAUUAGUGAAAGUAAUUGAGUGAAAAAAUUGGAGUCAUAGUUUACAAAAUUCUUUGUGUUUUAUGGACCUAUGGGAAUUUGACUUCUCUUACCCCAACUCUUCUAUGCAUAAGUACCCACUGGUCAUCCCCUCCUGAUUUCUUAAGGUUUCAAUUUAUUUUUAAUAGAUGAUGAAUAUACUUGUGAAUCAAUUUAUAAUGUUAACAUAAUUGAAAUUCUCUCUUCAGAAUCUGCAUCUGAGGAUCACCAGAGUUGGGAUCAUCAGUGUUAUAAUAGGAAUCAGGUAAAGUAACAACCUGCAGCACUUCCAACACAACUUCCAGCUAGAGCUGAUCAGCCCUCUUGCACUGAAUGCAAUGUUGGUCAUUCUCACUAUCCCAGAAUUGAAAUGUUGGUCAUUUUAACUGAAGAUUGCAUUGGGGCAGGAAUCUGGUAGACAUGCUGAAACACUUGAUGCAAUUACCAAAUAUUUGGAUAUGGGCACAUACAGUGAGUGGGAUGAAGAAAAGAAACUGGAAUUUCUAACAAGAGAGUUCAAAGGAAAAAGACCGCUAGUCCCAUCUAGCAUGGAGGAAGAGAAAGUCUUGGUUUACCACUAUUGGCCAGAAUCUUAAACUAUGAGGUGUGUUCCAUGGGUGUUUGCAUGGACUCAAACCAGGAUCUUCUUUUCUGAUAGGAAGAGCUCUACUAGAAUUGGACAUCUUUGGGCAAUUCCAUGGGUGUUUGCAUGGACUCGAACCAGAUUUGUUCUUCCAGCUUGGGUGGAGUUGAACCAGGUUUAAGGGGAGUUUGUGAGAAGGGACACACUGAAGACUUGAAAGCCAUGUACCAAGCUUCUUGAACCCCAAAGACGUUGAUGAAGUCCAAUUAGAGGAAGAGCCUCCAACUCAACUGCUAGACGGGGAAAAUUGUAAAGCUAGCAAGUACUGAAGACAUUCCUAGCAUGACAUGAAAACACGAGACUGUUUUAUUUGAAAUCUUCUGUUAGAAUCAUUAGUAUUCAGAUCUUUGGUUGAUGCCCUACUGACCCAGAAUGUUGAUGGGAAUUCACAUUUUUGACUGCUAGUAUCAUCUGUGGAGCAUAAUUGUUUGCUGUUGUAUCACAUGAAUUCAGUUCACCAUGCCCUACCAAAGAGAUUUCUACUUAAAGUUUUCAUUUGGUAGAAGCAGAACUAGUAUAUCUGGAAUGGGAUUAGCAGAGUCUAAUUAUGCUCCACCCUUGUACGAGUUUGUAAUUACUUUGGUCAUUGCAUAUUUUUAACAAGUGCUACUGGCCAUUUGUUCUG